Molecule: messenger RNA, 2944 nt
Organism: Dunckerocampus dactyliophorus (ringed pipefish)
Lineage: Eukaryota; Metazoa; Chordata; Actinopteri; Syngnathiformes; Syngnathidae
Gene: tlnrd1
Product: talin rod domain containing 1
Exons: 1
Coding region: 1259-2323 (354 amino acids)
Molecular function (GO): actin binding
Source: RefSeq, a predicted model, not a curated record
ACUUGACGCCAAGGGGAUGUCUCAUGGCAGAGUGGGUUACAGCAAAGUCUUCAUCAUUGAACGUCUUCCGUGGACAUGCCCCUCUUGGACUCACUUUAUCUGACUCUUUAACGUCGAGGACACUUGGUCGUAGUCGAGUUCUUCCCUGUAUGAAAGUGUUUCUUCCAAGUUGGCUCCGUCCAGUGCGACCACACCCUCCCCGCUUCCUCGUCGGUCUUCAGCGGGAGCAGCACUUUGUAUGUGCGGGAAUAACGGACAGUUCUUCCGAACCCGAACACACUUCAAGACCGCCUGUCCUCGCUAGUGGACCACCCCGGAGGACCACCUAGCGGCAUGGAUACACAAAGUGAGAGGACACCGAGGCGACGCGAGCUACCCGGCGCCGUGGUCCCGCGUUAAGACUGCGAGGAGGAGGUGGACAUCCGGACGGUGCAAAUGGAGUCCAGCAGACCGGAGCUAGCUUGUAACUUGUGUGUGAACAACACCAGGUUGAAACUGGAUCGACGCGUGGAUGGACUUUAACCGUUUGGAUUGAUUUGACGUGAGCGGGAUUCAUGGAACGAUGGUGCCGGAGGGAGAGCCGCCCGGGUGGUGCCCGGUGUGUACCCAGCAUGAGUGUGCCAGGCCGGGGAAGCAGUUGGGCGAGGUGCCGCUCCACACCGUCAGCUCUGAUAAGAGUGGACAUAAAAUGAUAUCCUGUUGAGGACACUUCAAUACGGUAUCUGACAACGUUUUUAGACAUCUAAUUUGACUAAAUAACACAGAAGCAGAUUGAAUUCCAAGUGUUUGUUGUGCAAAAAAUAUAUCAUAGAAUCUUUGCCAUAUGGAAGGCAUUUAGUCCACACUGCAGUUUCGUUUGAAAUCCAACCUGUGACUACAGUGACACUUUGAAUUCAGGGCAUUUAGAGUUUGAUUUAUUAUUAAUGACUGAGGUAAAGCAUUCUGGGAAUAUGGCAGAUAAUCAUUUAGAUUUGGGUGAAAGUAACCCAACAAUGCCAUUUGACUAAUGCAGUUUUUUUGUUUUGUGUUUCAUCAACUUUUUCCUUUGUAAAUCCUGUGUCAGCAUAGAAUGUCCACUUCAUUUGCCGUACUUUGAAGGAAUCAAAGGAAGACUUUUAAUUUUAUAUUUUGGCCAGUGUUUCAAUUUUAAGUCCGUGAGUAGAGGCUAAUAUAGAAAUGUCUUAAACGGAACAAUGCAAUUUGGGGCAGCAGUAGAAACGUAACCUUAACAGAAGAGCAGCGUGACCACUCCCCCAUCAUGGCGAGCGGGGGUUCUGGCAAGUCGGCUGGCGAGGGAUCCACCGGCACCCCCGGUGGCAGUCUGCAGCAGAGGAAGCGUCUCUCGUCCGUCUGUGACGCGUGCAAGGCCAAGAUGCAGCUGGUGGCCGACCUCCUCCUGCUGUCCAGCGAGACCAGGCCGGUGAUGACUUCUGAGGGCGUGGCGUUGGCCGACACCUUCGACCAGUGCCGCGACACGGUCAUUGCACGGACCAAAGAGCUCUCGAUCCUCACACAUGACAUCCAGAGCCAGCUCAACAUGGGCAGAUUCACCGAGGUGGGGGACCGCCUGUCAGAGAUGGCCGAUUUGGUGGUUUCGUUGACCGAGUGCUCGGCCCACGCAGCGUAUCUGGCGGCGGUGGAGACCGCCGGCUCGCAGCCUUGCUCGCCAGGCCUCGUGGACCGCUACAAAGUGACUCGCUGUCGUCACGAGGUUGAACAAAGCUGCGGUGUCCUCCGAGCGACCUCCCUGCCGGAUCUCACCCCUCAGCUCCUCCUGGAGCUCUCCCAGAACAUCUCCACCAACCUCAAGACUCUGACAGACAUCUCGUCACUGGCCAGCGAGAGGUCCAGAGACCGCUUUGCCAAAGAGCAGUUCAAGCUGAGCGUCAAGAGCAUGAGCACCAGCGGCACCGCCUUCUUGGCGUGCGUGAAAGAGAUCAAGACUCAGCCAGGUGAGCUCACCAGGAACCGCUGUGUCCUUUUCAGCGCCGCUCUGGUCCACGCUGUCAAUGCUCUGGUCGGGUUCGCCACGGAGCCGCAGUUCCUGGGAAGAGCUGCGAGUAUCUCCACUGAAGGCAAGGGUGUACAAACUGCAGUGUUGGGGGGCGCCAUGAGCGUGGUUUCGGCGUGUGUCCUCCUCACCCAGGGACUCAGGGACGUCGCCCAGCACCCCGAGAGCAGCUCCAAAAUGGCCGACUACCGGGAGCGCCUGCGGAACUCUGCGUGCGCUAUAUCAGACGGCUGCACCCUGCUCACUCAGGCCCUCAGAGAGCGCUCCUCGCCGAGGACUCUGCCGCCAGUCAACUCUCAUUCUGUGAAUUAGUUCAGAGAGGAGACGACGAGGUCUCACUCUGUCCUGAAACCAAAGAGGCUCGGUUUAGCACUGCUAAAGGUCUGUCGUGUGUACCUGAAGUGUAGCGACAUGUCGAUGAGCACCUCUGUAGGGUUUUACGUCACGCUGGAUGUGACUUUAAUCCGAGACCACUUCCAUCGACCCGAUGUGAGCUCUUCACAAACUGACAGAACCUUCCAACCUGAAAAGUUUACCUCAGUUUUCAGCGCCGGUGAAAAAGCUGGCCUCAAUGUAGGGGUGGAUGUCUCCUUGCUGUGUGAAGCUACCAGGGACUAACCUGCUCCAGCAUCUUUUCAUUUGGUGUGUGAAGCCCUACUUGGUAAAAGCUGCUGUGCGUAUGUGCCAUUGAUUUUUUUUUUUUGUUCACACAUUAUUCGUCUCCACCUAGUACUUUUAAUGUGUUGUGACCAUGCAUUUAAUGGAGUAUUUAUUUCAACCAUUAAUAAAUGUUGUUUCUGACAAGCUGUUGUUUGGCUCUGUGCUACAACUAGUUGAAGGAUUCGAUGCGUUACAGAGGGUGUCCCUAAAGUCUAGACACGUAAUUACAUUGUUAAAAAUAUAUAUACAUUUUUUUUGGCAUGUUUUUGCAUA